AUGUCUUCUCCCCGUGCCUCGUCCCCUACCGGCGCCGCCACCGGCUCCAGCGUACGACCUGCCUCGCCCUCAGUCCCCGGCGGUCCUAGGACCGUCAUCCGCCGCAGGGCCGCCGCCGAUCAGAAGGAGAAGAUUGCCAAUGCGCGCCCCAGCAGCACUCGCGCCGCCGGCGCCGGUGGCAGCACCAGCACCAUGCUGAGGCUGUACACCGAUGAGUCUCCCGGUCUCAAGGUCGAUCCCGUCGUCGUUUUGGUUCUCUCCCUCGUCUUUAUCUUCAGCGUUGUAGCCCUUCACAUCAUCGCCAAAAUGACCCGCAAGUUCUCCAGCUAA
Molecule: messenger RNA, 330 nt
Organism: Parascedosporium putredinis
Lineage: Eukaryota; Fungi; Ascomycota; Sordariomycetes; Microascales; Microascaceae
Source: the annotation of a GenBank genome assembly